AUGUGUAGUAAGACGAGUAGUGUAAGUUAUGGAAACAGAGAAGAUGAUGAUAAUUACUCGUCCUUGUGUCCGAAGAAACAGAAACAUAAUAAUGGAGGAAAAAAAAGAGUCCCACGUAGAGGACCUGGUGUUGCUGAACUCGAGAAGAUCCGUCUCGGAGAACAACACAUCUCUACGGCCGCACCAUUUACUCUUCAUCAUCCUCCUUCCCUGGAGAAGUCUCCAACCAUCACUGACAGAACCGGUCUAGUUUACCCGUUUUCGUCUUAUUUCUCUGCCGGAUCUUUCCCUAGUGAUUUGAUUCCUCCGGCUCCAGUGUUUCAGAGGAAACAUGAUUCGUCUCUUCACUACCUCCCUCCGAUGAAUCUACCAAAACAAGGAUCUGGAGGAUUUUAUCAGUUUAUAGAGCCUCCUUCAAGCCAAACAUCUUCUCUUGACAAUGUCACUAAAUUUCUAGAUGAAGAAAAGAUCUCGUCUGCGAAAAGGCCAUGGCAUUUUAUGGCAGAUACCGCGAAAUGUAGUGUUGGACCGAGCACAACUAUCUCAAGAGAUGCUAAACAAACCAGAUCACUAGACCUAAGAUUGAAAAAUCAUGUCCAAGAUUCAGGAACCACAAUAAGAAAUCCAAUCACUAUUGAUUCUCCUUCUUCAGCCAGUCCUCCUACAACGAUAUUUGCAAAUCCGUCACUCGGUUUCCCGCGCUUUUUACAGAAAGAAGAGGAUGAUCAUGAAAUUAUACAACGAAAGAGCGGUACAAAUUUUCCUUUAAACAAAAAACCAUUCUACAGCUUCUUACCCGCGAAUGACCAGAUUAUUCGCGACCAAGAUCGAUCAUUCAGCUUGAGAACCGAGAGAUAUGACACAGUCCCUGAUCAUGGCAUUGAUCUUCGCCUUAAGUUAUAAUAAGUUUUGUUCUAAGCAGUUUUCAAAACUUCGAAUCUUUACACCAUGAGUUUGUAGUUUUGGAUAAAUAUGUAACAAAAGAUAUGCCAAAGACUUGGAUUUUCUUCGUUUC
This is a messenger RNA of Arabidopsis thaliana (thale cress), 1015 nucleotides long. Its product is annotated as verprolin. Gene Ontology annotation, molecular function: DNA-binding transcription factor activity. The transcript is spliced from 5 exons. Bases 1 to 903 code for a protein of 300 amino acids. The record is from RefSeq and is marked reviewed. NCBI's taxonomy places the organism in Eukaryota, Viridiplantae, Streptophyta, Magnoliopsida, Brassicales, Brassicaceae.